Messenger RNA from Branchiostoma belcheri (Belcher's lancelet), 4108 nucleotides. Its product is annotated as E3 ubiquitin-protein ligase HACE1-like. The record is from RefSeq and is a predicted model, not a curated record. Gene Ontology annotation, cellular component: nucleus. The transcript has 28 exons. Lineage: Eukaryota; Metazoa; Chordata; Leptocardii; Amphioxiformes; Branchiostomatidae. The coding region runs from base 70 to 3183 and encodes 1037 amino acids. Gene Ontology annotation, biological process: proteasome-mediated ubiquitin-dependent protein catabolic process; protein polyubiquitination; positive regulation of protein catabolic process. Gene Ontology annotation, molecular function: protein binding; ubiquitin-protein transferase activity.
CUCAGGUCAUAGGUCGUUUCACAUAUGAUGCACGGUCGGUGACUAGGGUGCGGGUAGAGUGAGGAGCCCAUGCAGGUUUCAAUGAAGAGCAUGGAAAGUGCGAUGGAGAGAAUCCACCGGCUGACGCGGUCCCUACGCAGCGCACGUGCGGUGGAGCUGCCGGCCGACCCAGAGACAGCAGCGUACCUUCUCAUGCCGAUGAUCAUUGCCAACCAACAUAGGUCAGUAGCAGAUCUCAUCAGCAGUUCCAGUUUUGAUGUGAACUAUGCUUUUGGGCGUGCCCAGAGGAACCUGCUGCACAUUGCUGCCAACUGCGGGUCAUUUGAAUGCAUGGUUCUGCUACUGAAGAAAGGUGCUGAUGUCAACUACCAGGACAUGUCGGGCUGCACGGCUCUGCACCUGGCUGCCAGGAAUGGUCAGAAGAAGUGUCUUGCCAAGCUCCUAGAAUACAAUGCAGAUGUCAACAUACGCAACAACGAAGGCCUAACCACGAUCCACUGGCUGGCAGUGAAUGGUCGGACAGAGCUCCUACAUGACCUGCUGCAGCAUGUGGAGAAUGUGGACGUGGAGGUGGGAGACAGGAAACAGAAUGUGGAUGUGGAGGAUGCACAAGGCCAGACUGCACUUCAUGUGGCAUGCCAAAAUGGACAUAAGUCAACAGUUCUGUGCCUGUUGGACAAUGGUGCAGACAUUAACAGACCCAACGUGACAGGAGCAACACCUCUGUCAUUUGCCUGCAGUCAUGGCCAGAGAGAUACAGCACAGAUCCUGCUGUCCAGAGGAGCCAAGUACCUGGGGGACAGCAACGGCUGUGCACCGCUAGAACUGGCUGUGCAGGGAGGUUACAGUGAAACAUGUGAAGUCUUGCUGCAGCACAUCCCCAGACUGUUUGAACCAUUAAUGCAGAUGACUCUCAACACCAACAUUAAAGAAGCCAUGUUGUUCAAAGUGCUGGCUUUUAUUUGCCAGAGUUCUGUGUCCCAACAUCACAUGAUCCUGGUCAGUGUAGCAGAGCUGGCGUCAGCCGCUGGACACAGACUGCUCAGUGUGUCCAGUAACUAUGAGGACCAGGUUGUUAGUUUCCUGCGCUGUGUGAAGAUGCUGUGUCGGCUGUACCGGCUGGCCCCGUGUGAACACAGCGCGAAGGACAGCUACACAGCAUCCAGGAAUACUGUUCCAAUGGCAACUGUCUUUCGGCCACUAGAACUGCUCUGGAAGUCCCUGGAGGAAUGGCUGCUCCUGAUUGGUUCGGAGCUGAACAGGGCCAAGACAGCGCCCAGUAAGUGCAGUAAAGGUCUGGGUGAGGAGGACAGCCUACAGGACACUGAUGAGAUCGCUACAGCACUCAUCGCUGACAGACUGUCACUUCACGAGGAUGACCUGCCAGGAGAGAUGACCUUGAGCUCGUCUCUCCAGAGUUUGACCUUGGGAGGAUCAGGAGAACUGAAGGAUCACAUCGUGGAGGAGGAGGAUGAAGCUGAGACAACAGUCCCUCCCCAGGACGGCAAGUCAGACACAUCUACUGACCAGUCAGCCGGCAGACCGGGGACAGUGGAGGCAGCAGGGGCUGACCAGGAGGUCAAGUUGUCUGGAACUGACUCCCAACAGUCAGAUUCUGUACAAGGUGGAGUCCUGUUCAACACAAGCUCACACGACAUUCAAGGACACCAUUCCACGGCCGUGAGAGGUCACCGGAGGUCACGGUCGCGUACGUACAGCAGCUCCAGCAGCCGGGGCACCAGUCCGCCCGGCUCGACCUCGCGGUCCCACAGCGCGCAGGACGUGGUGGCAGCGUGUGCUGACAGGGUGUGUGCCGUCAUACAGGCCUUCUACAACUGCUGCUCAUGCCACACACCUCAGGGUAUGACGUCUCCCCGGUUCAUAGAGUUUGUGGUCAGGCAUGACGCUGUUCUGAAGUUCCUGGUAACAAGAAAUCCUAAGAUCAUCUUUGACCAUUUCCACUUCCUACUGGAAUGUCCAGAACUCAUGUCCAGAUUCAUGCACAUCAUUAAGGCACAGGACUUCACUGCCCGUCGAGAGUGGUUUUAUGAGAACCUCCACCCUCAGACAGGAGACAGAGACCUGGUACACAGGCCGCCCAGUGAGGAUGACGUACUGCUUAUAAACAGAGAACAAGUGUUUGACAGCAGCUGUAAGAUUGUUACCAAGAUGAACAGUGAGAAACUCAAGGAGAACAUUGCAGUCAAGUUCAGUGGGGAGGAGGGAAUGGGUCAGGGAGUGGUGAGAGAGUGGUUUGACAUCCUGUCCAAAGAGAUUCUCAACCCAGACUACGCACUCUUCACCAUGUCUGCUGAUGGUAGUACCUUCCAGCCCAACAGUAACUCAGCUGUGAACCCUGACCACCUGAACUACUUCAGAUUUGCUGGAGGCAUCAUGGGCCUGGCUCUGUACCACAGACAGCUGCUGAAUGUGUACUUCACUCGCUCCUUCUACAAACAUAUCCUAGGCAUCCCUGUGAACUACCAUGAUGUCGCCUCUAUUGACCCAGAAUAUGCAAAGAAUUUACAGUGGAUCCUGGACCAUGACAUCAGUGACCUUGGGCUUGAGUUGACCUUCUCAGUGGAGACGGACGUGUUUGGAGCGAUGGAAGAAGUGGAGCUAAAACCUGAUGGCAAAAACAUCCAGGUUACAGAGGCUAACAAGGCUGAGUAUGUCCAGCUGGUGACAGAACUGAGGAUGACCCGGGCCAUCCAGCCUCAGAUCAACGCCUUCCUGCAGGGAUUCCACGCCUUCAUACCCUGUUCACUGGUGCAGCUGUUUGAUGAGUAUGAACUGGAGCUGAUGCUGUCAGGUCUACCUGAGGUAGAUGUGGAGGAUUUUGAGAGGAACACAGAUUACAACAGUGGGUACACAGCUGACUGUCCUGUCAUUAAGUGGUUCUGGGAGACGGUGAGGGAUUUUCCCCAACAAGAAAGAGUGCUGCUGCUGCAGUUUGUAACAGGAAGCUCCAGGGUCCCCCAUGGUGGGUUUGCCUAUCUCCCAGGAGGAAGUGGGAUGCAAAAGAUCACCAUUUCUCCUGUCACUUACACUCCAAACCUGCUGCCUACUGCCAGCACAUGCAUCAAUCUGCUGAAGCUGCCUGAGUACAGGUCCAGAGAGGAGCUGAGAGAACGGCUGAAAGUUGCUCUCCAGCACGGCAGUCUGGGAUAUGGCAUGGCAUGAUGCAGCUGAUGUGUGCAAGUGGAGAACAACUGAAUCAUGAAGUCUUUGUUGUGCAUGGAAAUUACCAGCCAUUAGUGUUUUGUUCACAAUCACGGUUUGUUCUCGAAUUUGCCUACUUUUUGCAAAAAUGAAAAAAAACCAUCAGGUUCUGACUCAACUCCAAAAUGCUGAUGUUUUGUGCUCCAAUAGUUGAAUAAAGUCCUUGUUUUCUUUCUAUCAAUGCAGUGGCCAGAUGAAGUUAAAAAUUCAUUGUUUGAAAUGAAUUAUUAUUGAUCAAACUGCUGUGUUGAUGUUAUCGAUCAUGGCCACUAUUAAACAGAACUGUGACUGUCACAGUAUAUGGGGGUAUCAUAGAAUGCCUUUUUUUUUAAAUCUGAGAACCAAAUUAUUGAAUUGGUGUAGUCUCAGUACCAUGACCACAGAAGAAAACGUUACCCAGAAAUAUGUAUAGUAUUGCCAGUGCUGGUAAAUGAUGUUUUUAGGAAUACAUGAGAGCUCAAUCUAUAGUAUCAGAGUCAUCAAACCUGGUCUCAGCAAGUGGUUGCAGUGCUCAGGAGUGCAGUUGCUCCAUAUAUUGGUUGGUUGCAAUUGGCUGGAUGUAUGGUAACUACUGUUCAAUUGCAUAGUACUACAGUACAACUUUUUAUCAUGGAGUUAUCAUCUUUGUAAAGAUUACAGUGUGCAUCAAUAUAUUUAGAACAAAAUCAAUGGCCAACAGUGCCAACGCUGGUAGAAACGGUGAAUUUUAAAUGGGUGCUUUUUAGCUGGAUGUUACUGUCAAUCAUAUGAUAAUUGUGGCUGUUAAGAGUGGGGUAUGUAUGUCAUAUGAGGUACAAAUGUAUGCCCGAUAGGUCACAGAAUGUUUUUUGAAAUCGCUGUUUCUUUGUUUUUAAACAAAUUCUCAUUGGUGUAUUAAAAGAGGACU